Messenger RNA from Durotheca rogersii, 794 nucleotides. RefSeq lists its product as uncharacterized. The record is from RefSeq and is a predicted model, not a curated record. The transcript has a single exon. Lineage: Eukaryota; Fungi; Ascomycota; Sordariomycetes; Xylariales; Xylariaceae. Bases 205 to 663 code for a protein of 152 amino acids.
CAAACGAGGGAACGGGAAGGCCGCCACCCCUCCGGCGUCAGUUGUGUGGUUCGUCCUUCUCCUCUACGCAAAACUAAGGGGCCGAUGGGUUCCCGCAAUUGGAGAAAGGAAAGGGGGAGGAGUUAGGUUGGGUGGCUUACCCGAAGCAGUACCGCGACUGGAUCAUCUGCCGCAUACCUGUUCGAGGCGCGAUGGUGAUGAUAUAUGCAGCGGGGACUCCGAAUAGGAACUGGAGGAAAACGAUCAUCAGCGCCGCGUCGCGUAGCGACAUUCCGAAGCCGAGGGUCGUCGCGGAGCCGAUACCGAUCCUGUAGUGAGGUGCCCUCAGCUUUGCGUCCCUUUCUGUGCUCCUCCAUUUCCAUUGUUCUCUACGACACUGAGCACACUUACGGCAGUAGGCUCGUCAUCGACGUGGCGAAGACGGUAAAGACGUUGACGUAUCGCGUAUCAGUCCGCUUCUCGACCGGUACCGGCUCGGCGCCGCGCAUCUCGACUCCGUGGUCAGAUAGCUUCGUCCAGAAGGAUGACUUCGGUUCUCUGAAUUGGUCCUCAAUAUCGCCGGCUUCACUCGUUUCUACCAACGAGGUGGAUCCUUUGGACAGUCCUAUCUCGACAUCUCGGGCACCCGGUGUCUGGGUUGAUUCCCCCUUCUCGACCGCAUAAUCCGCCAUGGUCGUAGUUUGCCGAACCAGCGAAGAAAGACUGGCAGCGCUGGACCACCAAUCUCGACGGUAUGCACUAACAAGAUGCCCGGCGCGCUCUCUAUACCUAACGCUUCGAGAACGAGAGGAAAU